AUGGCGCACAUUUUCUCCCUCGCAAGUCCAGUACCUGCGGCUUAUCAGGAAGGCAAGAAACAUGGUGAUCAAGUCAAAUUUCCAGAUACUCCAUUUUUCAAGGGCUUCAACAAGCCAUCACGGCUAGAGGCAGAUAUUUUUGAGCUAGAAACUACUGGAACCAUCCCCAAGGAUAUCAAUGGCACUUUCUUUCGCAUACAGCCGGAUCACCGCUUUCCACCUCUUUUUGAAGAAGAUAUACACUUCAACGGUGAUGGCUCCGUAUCUGCCUUUCGGUUCGAAAAUGGUCAUGUCGACUUUCGACAGAGAUACGUACAUACGGAUCGUUACAAAGCAGAAACAAAAGCCCGGCGCGCAUUGCUCGGUCGGUACAGGAACCCCUACACCGACAACGAAAUGGUAAAGGGUAUCAUACGAACUGCCUCAAAUACCAACGUAAUCUUCUGGCGGGGUGUUCUUCUCGCAAUGAAGGAAGAUGGCCCACCAUUCGCCAUGGAUCCAGUCACCCUCGAAACAAUCGGUCGCUACGACUUUGACGGCCAAGUACAAUCUCCCACUUUUACCGCACACCCCAAGUUCGAUCCAGACACUGGAGAAAUGGUCUGCUACGGCUACCAAGCCGGAGGCAACGGAUACGACGCUAGCUGCGACAUCGUCGUGUACAACAUCGACAAAGACGGGAAAAAGACAGAAGAGUGCUGGUACAAAGCACCCUUUUCCGGCAUGAUCCAUGAUUGCGCCAUCACAAAAAACUACCUCGUCCUCCCCUUGACCCCCAUAAAAGUCAACGAAGACCGCCUCAAAAAAGGCGGAAACCACUUCGCCUGGGACCCCGACGAAGACCAAUGGUACGGUAUCGUCCCCCGCCGAAACGCCAAACCAGAAGACAUCAUCUGGCUCCGCGCCGACAACGGCUUCCACGGCCACAUAGCCGGCUCCUACGAAGACGCCUCCGGCAAAAUCGUAGUCGACCUAACCAUAGCCUCCGACAACGUCUUCUUCUUCUUCCCACCCGACCCUCCUCCCCCUUCCACCCCUUCCACCCUCCAACAACGGAACAAACUCGUCUCAGACACCUACCGCUGGAUCUUCGACCCUAACACCCCAACCCACACGCGCGUCCAGCCGCAUAAGAUGUUUGGUAUUAACGGCGAGUUCUCGCGUAUAGAUGAUAGAGUGCUGACGAAGCCGUAUAAUCACUUUUGGCAGUGUAACAUUGAUCCAGCUAGGCCGUAUGAUGGUGCCAAGUGUGGACCGCCGGCGGGAGGGUUGUUUAAUGUGCUCGGGCAUUAUGAGUGGGAUACUGGACGUAAGGAUGUGUUUUGGGCGGGUCCGACGUGUACAUUCCAGGAACCGGUGUUUGUGCCUCGUCGCCCUUCGUCUUCUUCCUCGGAAGGGGAGUUUGAAGAAGGAAAUGGAUACAUCAUUGCGCUGUUAAAUCAUCUGGAUGUGCUGAGAAACGAUGUUAUGAUUUUCGAUGCGAGGAAUUUAGCACAGGGACCGUUGGCUGUGGUGCAUUUGCCGGUUAAGUUGAGGUUGGGGUUGCAUGGGAAUUUUGUGGAGCAGAGGGAGAUUGAUGCAUGGGUUGGGAAGAGGGAGCGGGGGGAGGUGGGGGCUGUGCGGCCGGCGAGGGGGUUGUUGCCGUGGCAGAAGAAGUUGAAGGAGACGGAGGGGUUGGGGAGCUUGGUGGAUCUGCCUGGAGGGGAGGGGGUGAAUGGCGUGGACGGAGGGAGUUGA
Bipolaris victoriae FI3 is the source of this 1737-nucleotide messenger RNA. RefSeq lists its product as hypothetical. Bases 1 to 1737 code for a protein of 578 amino acids. The transcript is spliced from 3 exons. Gene Ontology annotation, biological process: carotene catabolic process. NCBI's taxonomy places the organism in Eukaryota, Fungi, Ascomycota, Dothideomycetes, Pleosporales, Pleosporaceae. The record is from RefSeq and is a predicted model, not a curated record. Gene Ontology annotation, molecular function: carotenoid dioxygenase activity.